Molecule: messenger RNA, 4853 nt
Organism: Elgaria multicarinata webbii
Lineage: Eukaryota; Metazoa; Chordata; Lepidosauria; Squamata; Anguidae
Gene: PHLDB1
Product: pleckstrin homology like domain family B member 1
Exons: 23
Coding region: 10-4236 (1408 amino acids)
Biological process (GO): regulation of microtubule cytoskeleton organization
Cellular component (GO): basal cortex
Molecular function (GO): protein binding
Source: RefSeq, a predicted model, not a curated record
ACUGUUGCCAUGGAGACCUUUAACCUCAAUUUGGCUAGCCCAACCUGCCGAGUGCAAACACCUGUUCAGAAGAGUCUUCUGGACCUGACAGAGAUGGGCAAAGGCCUGAAGGUGCAGACCGAGAAGCCGCACCUGGUGAGCCUGGGCAGUGGGCGCCUCAGCACCGCCAUCACUCUCCUGCCUCUGGAAGAGGGCAGAACAGUGCUGGGCUCCGCUGCUGCAGGGGACAUCGUGCUGCAGGGGGCCGGGGUGGCACCCAAGCACUGCUUCAUCGAGAACAUGCGCGGGGCUCUCACGCUGCACCCUUGCGGGAACCCAUGUGCCAUUGACAGCCUGGCAGUCACACGGCCCACGCGGCUUUCCCAAGGUUGUAUGAUCUGCCUGGGCCAGUCGACCUUCCUUCGGUUCAAUCACCCAGCUGAGGCCAAGUGGAUGAAAAGCAUGAUUCCCGGAGGGGGACGAAGCCCUGCGCCCCAGUAUGGCCUCAUAGCAGAGUCGCAGAGCCUUGUGAAUGGCAACCCAGAGACAACCAAGGCCUCCCGGCCGAGUCACAGUGCCCUGGUCAGCUCCAUCGAGAGGGACUUGCAGGACAUCAUGGACUCCCUGGUGCUGGAGGAAGAAGGCGGCAGCGCCAAGCACCUGCCCAGAAGCGCUCCGUCGCCAGACGCGAACGGCCGGGUGGGGCGCUACCUGCUGUCGCCCCCCCAGAGCCCCGGCGCCAUGUCUGUGGGCUCCAGCUAUGAGAACACCUCUCCGCCCUUCUCGCCGCUCUCGUCCCCUGCCAGUAGCAGCAGCUGCGCAAGUCACUCGCCCGGCAGCCAGGAUCAGGGCCCCGCCAUCCCGCCGGUGGUGCCCGUCCGCUCCUCCAGCUACAACCAUGCCAUGUUAAGUCCCCCCGGCGGGGCGGGGCUGGACGCAGGGAGCCCCAGGGCAGCGCGGAGGACCAAGCCGGAAAGGCCCCCCAGCCCCACGCCCAGCCGCAGGGCCCGGCCUUCUGGGGAUAGCGCCCACCCUGGCCAGCGCAGCUCCCCUCCGCCCACGCUGCUCGCCGGACUGAGCAACAGUCUGCCGGGCAGCCCUCGGGCUCAGCUGCCCGGCAGCCCACGCCUGGCGUCCAAGCUCCAGCCGCUCUCCACUGCACGGACCAAGGCUGCGCCCCUUCAAGAGAGGCCCCCAAGCCCCUUCCGGGAGGCACCUACCAGCCCUUCGCGGCAAGGCCUGGGACGAGGCCUCCAGGCGUCGGAGGCGGCAGGUGGUGGGAGCGUCCAGCAGUCGGGCCGGGCCCUGCAGCCCCCUGAAAGCCCCCGGCUGAGUCGGCGGCCCCUGGAGAGCAUGCGAGAACUGCCGCCGCCCAGCCCUGCGCUGUCCCGCCGAGCGGCGUCUCCGGCCCUCCUGCCACAGGCCAAAGCCGGCGAGAGCCCCUCUGCCUGGCGGCGGGCGGCCCUCGACGAGGCCUCUGCCGCUGCCACCGCCACCUCCCUGCCCUGCCUGCGGGGCCGCAGCCCGUCGCCCAUCCUGCCGGCGGGGGGAGAGGCUGCCCCGCGCAAGCCAGGCCCCGGCCUGAGCCCUGCCCCCAGCCUGGGCUCCCUCAGCCUGGCCUCCGCCUCGCCCCGCCAGAGCCCCCGGGCGCAGCGCAAGUUUUCUGGGGAAGCCCAGCUGCUGGGGGGAGCACCCAUGCGGGAGCGCAAGCACAGCAUCUCCGAGCUCAGCGGCGCCGAGGGGGAUUUGCUGGAGUACCACCGGUGGCAGCGCCAGGAGCGCCUGCGGGAGCAAGAGAUGGAGCGGCUGGAGCGCCAGCGGCUGGAGACCAUCCUGAGCCUGUGUGCCGAGUACACGCGGGGCGACGGCGAGGGCCCCCGGGAGCACUGCACCUUCCCCAGCGCUGCUGAGAGCACCGCCCAGUCUGGGGGGCAGAGGCCCUCCAAGGGCUCCGCUGGGCUUGGGCCGGCCAGAGAGCUGCUGGCGGGGGCCCUGGGGCCACUGGAGCGGGAGGGCCUGGAGCGCUCAGACGAAGAACACCUGAAGGAGGAGAGCAGCAGCACGGAGAGCGCAGGCCAGGAGCACGAGGAGCCACGCAGCAGCAAAGCCGGUCAGGAGGCGGCCCGUCUGGAGGAGGAUCGGGCCCGCGCCCUGGCCCACAUCGACCUGCUCAAGAGCCGCACCAAGGAGCUGGAGCAGCAGCUGCAGGAGACGGCCCGGGAGGCGGAGAUGGAGCGGGCCCUCUUGCAAGGCGAGCAGGAGGCCGAGCUGAUCCAGCUGCAGCAGGAGCAGAAGGCGGCUCAGCACUUGCAGGAGCGACUGUCCGGCCUGGAUGCCAUCAUACGCCGCGACCGGGACAAGGAGAGGGCAAAGGUUGAUGCGGAAAGGAAGGAGCUCGAGCGACUGCGGGCGCUGUACUCCGAGCUCCGGAGCCAGCUUGAUAACUGCCCCGAGUCAAUGAGGGAGCAGUUGCAGGACCAGGCACAAAGGGAAGCCGAGGCGCUGGAAGCGGAGACCAAGCUCUUUGAGGACCUGGAAUUCCAGCAGCUGGAGAAGGAGAGCCGCUUGGAGGAGGAGCGGGACCUGCUCAGCCAGCAGCUGCUGCACAGCAAGGCCGAGAGCCACCACAGCAUGGCGCGGAGGAAGGAGCGCGUGGCAGCCCUGGAGAGCCAGGCCGACCAGAUCCGGCUGCAGGCUGCUCAGGAGGCUGACCGGCUGGGCAAGCAGAAGAGCGCCGCCCUGCAGCUGCUGCAGAAGGAGAAGGAGGCCCUCCUUGCGCUGGAGAGACGGUACCGGGCGCUCACCGGGGGCUCCGGCUUCCCCAAGGCCUCGACGGCCCUCCGAGAGGAGUCGCUUGCUUUUUCCGAGUUGGAGGAGGGGGCUGACUUUGCGAGCCCCCUCUGUGCAGCGGCUCCCUCCACUCAGCCCUGCCCGGUGAUGCUGGAGGUCUACCGUUCCAAGAUGGACGGCGGCUCCGGCGGUCUGGCUUGGCCCAAAGCGGGCAGCAGCGCCUCCUCCGCCUCCGCCUCCUCCUCCGCCUCCUCCCAGCUGGCUCUGGCCACGCUCGGCCGCCGCAGCCCCUCGCCCAAGGGCUCCCGGCCCCCCCAGAACGGCACUGGCAGCCUCCCUCGCAACCUGGCCAGCACCCUCCAGGACAUUGAGACCAAGCGCCAGCUGGCCCUGCAGCAGAAGGGGCAGCAGGUGAUUGAGGACCAGCGCAGGCGCCUGGCCGGCCUGAAGCAGAAGGCGGCGGCCGAGGCCCAGUCCCAGUGGGAGGCCCUGCAUGGGGGGCCGCCCCCCCUCCUCUCCCCCGCGUACUCCCCCCUCAUGCACCACUCCAUCCUCCAUCAUCACCCACCCUGGGGGCUGGGCCCCCGGGACGCUGACGACGCCAAUCCCCCCGAGCGGGCCUACGACACCCUCAGCCUGGAGAGCUCCGACAGCCUGGAGACCAACCUCUCCACCGGCGGCAACUCGGCCUGCUCCCCUGACAACGGGUCCAGCGCCAGCGGGGCUGAGGCCGGCAAGAUCGAGGAGAUGGAGAAGAUGCUAAAAGAGGCCCACGCGGAGAAGUCCCGCCUGAUGGAAUCGCGGGAGCAAGAGAUGGAGCUGCGGCGCCAAGCCCUGCAGGACGAGCGGCGGCGCCGGGAGCAGCUGGAGCAGCGCCUGCAGGACGAGACGGCGCAGCGGCAGCAGCUCGUUGAGAAGGAGGUCAAGAUGCGCGAGAAGCAGUUUGCCCAGGCCCGGCCCUUGACCCGCUACUUGCCCAUCCGCAAAGAGGACUUUGACCUGCGCCUGCACGUUGAGUCGUCCGGCCACAGUGUGGACACCUGCAGCCACGUCAUCCUCUCCGAGAAGAUGUGCAAAGGCUACCUGGUCAAGAUGGGGGGCAAAAUCAAGUCCUGGAAGAAGCGCUGGUUUGUUUUCGACCGCCUGCGGCGAACCUUCUCCUACUACGUGGACAAGCAUGAGACAAAGCUGAAGGGCCUCAUCUACUUCCAGGCGAUCGAAGAGGUGUAUUACGAUCACCUCCGGAGUGCAGCCAAGAAGAGAUUCUUCUCCCUCAGCCUGGCCAGCCACAUGGCUGACUUCCUCCCUGCUGCCUUCAGCGGAGAGAGCCCCAACCCGGCGCUCACUUUCUGCGUCAAGACCCACGACCGCCUCUACUACAUGGUGGCUCCCUCCGCAGAGGCCAUGCGCAUCUGGAUGGAUGUCAUCGUCACAGGCGCCGAGGGCUACACCCAGUUCCUGAACUGACGGGCGGGAGCCAAGAAAGGAACCCCUCCCCCUGGGCUCCCUGCUGCCGCUAAGCAGGGCAGGGGAGAGGAGCAGCGGCAACCCUGGGCCUUUGCGGCUCGGAUCCACGGUGCUUUGGGCAGACAGCUCCUCCCAGGCCACGACAACGCCGCCGCCGCUCCAGCCAGGACCCUUCCCAGCCUGGGCAGCCACCGCUCCCUGCCCAGCUGAAGAAGGGCAGCGCCGUGUGCCCAGCGAUGCCAAAGACUGCUGCGCUUCUGUGCACAGGCUGCCAGGGCCGGGCUCUGCCAACCAUUCUGCUGUGUGCUUCCUUCGUUUGGAGGCUGACAGACUGCUGGGGGCUGCCCCCCCCCACCUUUGAAUAACCCCACUGGCAGGCUGCGAAGGGAGGGAGGGGUUUACUUUGUGCCCCAAACAUCACCACGUGCCUUGGGGGGGGGGGGGAGACUCCAACCCGUGACCUCCCUGCCUUUGCCUCUUCUAGUGCUCAGGGUGGGGACGUGGCUUGCUGCCCCCCUUCCAGCAUACACCACCCUCCCUGAGAAAAGGGGCCACGCCUGAGCGGCCUCUAGGGAGCCUGCUUGGAGGGGGCUGGAUUUGUAGCCCCAAGGCUUGAC